This is a messenger RNA of Coniophora puteana RWD-64-598 SS2, 192 nucleotides long. RefSeq lists its product as uncharacterized. The record is from RefSeq and is a predicted model, not a curated record. The transcript has a single exon. Lineage: Eukaryota; Fungi; Basidiomycota; Agaricomycetes; Boletales; Coniophoraceae. The annotation marks the transcript as partial.
GCCUGCUUUGAGGAAUUAUGCCAGGACUUGCUCUGUAGCACCCUUGAGCCUGUUGAGGAGGUUCUCUGCAAUUUGAAGAUUGAGAAGGUUAACAUUCAUGAGAUUGCCCUCGCUGACACCCACUUUUCAACCCCUUUCUUUCAGCUGUGUUCUAUCUUGUACCAACCUAGUCUAUACAGGUGUGUAGGUUGA